This is a messenger RNA of Meloidogyne enterolobii, 306 nucleotides long. The record is from the annotation of a GenBank genome assembly. NCBI's taxonomy places the organism in Eukaryota, Metazoa, Nematoda, Chromadorea, Rhabditida, Meloidogynidae.
AUGUAUCGAACUAUUUUUACAAUUCUUCUUCCCUUUAUUAUCACCAAAUCUAUAAUUGCUUCAUUUUGUGGCAAAUCAGGCGUUCCCUACAGCCUUGAAAUUCUGUCAAAUGGAGCACCCGUACUUGGCUGUGCCCAGCCAAGUUGUGUGAUUUAUGCGGUGGAUGAGAAUGGAGAAUUUCAAGAAGACAGUCAAUUUCUUACGGAUGCUAAUGGUCAAUCCGAUGGAUUUUUCCGUGAAGGCGACAGGGCAGUGAAGCGUUAUAGACAUCCUUCUGGUGCUAAAAUAGUGGCAGUAAGUUAUUAA